AUGGACAUGGAAGCUUACAACGCCGUUCUCAAGCGGGAUUCCUGCUCCAGUGGGAAUGACUACGAUGGUCGCAUGGGCCUGCGAAUCUCUUCUAUUUUUGUCAUUUUGAUCGGAUCUACCUUUGGUGCCCUCUUUCCUGUCGUUGCUAAGAGAUUCAGCAAGCACGGCGGUGCCCCCGCAUGGGCCUUCUUCAUCGCCAAAUACUUCGGAUCCGGUGUUAUCAUCGCGACUGCUUUCAUUCAUCUCCUGGCCCCGGCCGAGGAGGCUCUGACCAAUGACUGUCUCACUGGCGUCAUCACGGAAUACAGCUGGGUCGAGGGAAUUGUGCUUAUGACGAUUGUGGUCCUUUUCUUCGUGGAAUUGAUGGUGAUGCGAUUUGCUCGCUUCGGUACCGGUCAUCUGCACGAUGAAGAGGGACACUCCCACGUCCAGAUCGAGGCAGUUGUUCCAAUCGCUCAGGAGGUGAAUGAGACCAAACACUAUGUUCCAGGAGAAGAUCACUUGGGUCACACCCGUGAGCACCACGAUGCCGACGAUUCCGAGAAGGAGAAGCAGGCGAUCGAGGACUACACCGCUCAGCUUACAUCGAUCUUCAUCCUGGAGUUUGGUAUUAUCUUCCACUCUGUGUUCAUUGGCCUUACGCUUGCUGUGACCGGAGCCGAGUUUAUCACUUUGUACAUUGUCCUCAUCUUCCACCAAACCUUCGAGGGCCUGGGUCUUGGCGCCCGUCUUGCCCAGGUCCCCUGGCCCGAAUCCAAGCGCCUCACGCCCUACUUCCUUGGUAUGGGCUUCGGAAUUUCAACUCCCAUCGCCAUCGCUAUUGGCCUCGGUGUUCGCCAGAGCUACCCGCCAGAUUCGGCUAAGACGCUGAUUGUCACCGGCGUGUUUGACUCCAUCUCUGCUGGUAUCCUAAUCUAUACCGCUUUGGUCGAGCUAUUGGCGCACGAGUUCAUGUUCAGCCCAGCUAUGCGCCAGGCCCCCAUCCGCGAUGUGCUCCUCGCCUUCCUACUGCUGUGCUUGGGAGCUGCCUUGAUGGCACUCCUGGGUAAAUGGGCCUAA
Penicillium longicatenatum is the source of this 1059-nucleotide messenger RNA. RefSeq names its product low-affinity Zn(2+) transporter ZRT2 (gene zrfB). NCBI's taxonomy places the organism in Eukaryota, Fungi, Ascomycota, Eurotiomycetes, Eurotiales, Aspergillaceae. Gene Ontology annotation, molecular function: low-affinity zinc ion transmembrane transporter activity. Gene Ontology annotation, cellular component: plasma membrane. The coding region runs from base 1 to 1059 and encodes 352 amino acids. Gene Ontology annotation, biological process: zinc ion import across plasma membrane. The record is from RefSeq and is a predicted model, not a curated record. The transcript has a single exon.